Messenger RNA from Schistosoma intercalatum, 3858 nucleotides. Lineage: Eukaryota; Metazoa; Platyhelminthes; Trematoda; Strigeidida; Schistosomatidae. The record is from the annotation of a GenBank genome assembly.
AUUGAAGGCAGUGUAGGUCAGUAGCGGUCAACGCAAGAACGUCCUCCUGACGUUACUCUGCAUGCCCCACUAGUACACAAAGUACCUCCUGACCUGAUGCGAUCCGCUACAUAAUGGUCUUCCAAACUUCUGGAUGUAGACGAAGCCUAUUUUUAAUUUAUCGGCAUCUCAAUGUUACUUUAUAAAUGUCACAAAAGCAGAUGCUUGUUUGUGCUUUGUAUGAUUAUAACCGUCAACAUACCGAUGAGCUUUCAUUUAAAAAAGGCGACGUACUAAGAGUUUUGAAACAAUUAGAGGGUGGUUGGUGGGAAGGUAGUUUGAAUGGAUUCGUUGGCUGGUUUCCUAGUAACUAUGUGACAUAUGCUACCAGUCCAGAUGAGAAGGGUAAUCCCACUACUGAUGAAGGUUCGUUGAUGCACUUACAAAACUUUCAAAACGAGAUUAUACAACAUGUUUUAGAAGGUGAAUUAAGACAAGUUAGUGAACUAUCUCAGUUAUUGUCAGUAUUUAUGAUUAACCUGGAGCCUCUACUUCACUUAUCAUUCUUGAACAAACUCGUCAAUUUAAGAGACAUAUUAUUUCAAAUAAUUAGUAUACAUCAACAUUUGGCCUCGGCUUUAACAGAAAUGAAAUGUACACAUGGACCGAAAUGUAUGGGUCGGCUAUUUUUAGAUUUUGCUCCAGCAAUUAACGCAGUCGGGUGUGAUUAUUCAAAAAUUUAUUUACAUGUUAUAACAGGAUUAGAAGAGCAUAUUACAGAAGUAACAAAAUAUAUGAGUUCAUUUAAUAUUAAAUUACAAUUGGUCCAUUGUAAGCAACAACUCACUCUUAUAUUUGAACGUUUGGGUCGUUAUCCUUUACUUUUAAAAGAGAUGGAACGCUAUUUAGAGGAGCCACAUGUUGAUCGACCCGACAUUCUUCAUGCAAUGAAUGUUUAUAGUGAAAUAACGGAAAGGUGUGCAAUCCUUAGAAAAUUUAAAGAGUAUGAUAUCAAUGUAUUACUGUCAGUAAUAAAUGGAUGGCGAGGACCGCCUAUACAACAACUUGGUGACCCAAUUCUCACUCUACGUGUUCUCCUAGUUAACAUACAAGUAAACCAAUCAAUGAUAACCCUACCAGAUUUCAUCCAUAUAAAUGAUAUAUUAACAAGAAAAACACAAUUAUCAUUAUUGGUUAUAUUUCCUACCUGUGUGCUCCUGUUGGCUAGAACAAACCAAACUAAUGUUUACGAUUAUACUGUCAAAAUACCAUUGAACAAUUUGGCUGUGAUUAGAUCUACCGAAAGUGAAACAGAUUUAGAUUUAUUGAUUAAAGAUCUUAAUUCCAUGAAUAUGGAUGUUAUUCCUUGUCAAAUAACACUUGCAUGUACAGAUCAAAAUGCUAGAGAUCUUUUGGUAUCUACAUUAACUGACCUAAUACAAUAUCAGACCCAGAAUGAACAACAGUCACCAGAUAUUGAUCAAUGUCAUACAAAAAAUGAGAGUAUUUCUUUGGACUUCUUCAGUCAACCUGAUUCGAGUAGUUUGGACAAACAUGGAAAUACAUCUCUAAGUUCUUUACCUUUACGAAAGGACACACUAGAUAAUGAAAAGUUAAAAUCAUCAUCAAAAAUAACAAGAGAUGAAAAUAAUCAGAUUGAUCAGCAUCAAUCAACACUGCUGAUGUCGACAUUGUCAAUGAAAGAUCCUCAAAGUUUCAAUUUUCCUCCUGACUCCACUGACAAUUUGGCUGUUCAACACACUUACACAAAAGAUAUUUCUAAAAUAUCCUUUGUCAAUAAUGAUAAUGCUGUAAAAAUCACAGAUAUUUAUAAUUUCAUCAGCAAUUCGACUAACAAUAAUGAUGAUAAUAAACGUCGCUUCUCUUCAUCAUUGAAAAAAAGUAAAGCUCCUAGACCAUUAACUGAACCAUCGAAUAUAUGUGCUGAAGAACUAAACAAUGAAAGUCAACAUCAUCAGUCAUCCGUUAUUGACCCUCAAUCAAAACAAAUCUUCACACCAGUGGAUAAUACCUGCACAGUGGUUCUAACUUCAGAUGUAUUAACAUCAUCUUCAGGCUUACGUUUUUUGCCGCAUAGAAUUGCUACUAAUGCCCAUGUUCUCUGGUUUGAUAUUGAUAAAUCGAUAGUUGGUACACGACAGUCAUAUUCAACAUCGAUUGAUUUGCCUGGUAUUAUUCCUUAUAAAAAUAAUGAACAAUUAUCAUCUGAUAAUGACUUAAUUCAUGCAAUUCAUUGUCUUCGUGUCGAUGGUCCACUAGAUUUUAAUAAAGACGAUAGAAUCGGUUCAGUUAAUGCAUUAAAUAAUUUGGGAUUGCUUAUUGAUCAGAAUAUUCCUGGUCUGUUGCUAGAUUUUUCUAUUUCGCACAAAAAUCAACACAACCGUGUGAGAGCUCAAAGUCCUAAGGUUACCGAUUCAAGUAAGGAAUCACGUCGUAAACGUGGUGAUCGUCAGAAAAGUGCUAUCACUGUAGAAGAUGUAUUACGUUCAACUGGAAAAAUCCAUGAAAAUGAACUUCGAACGGCGGAUGAUACAAAAAUUUUACAAGUUAUUGAAGCAUAUUGCGCUAGUUCAUGGACACAUCCUAGUUAUCGAACAUUGGACUCUGUUAAAAAUGAAUGUCAAAUAGGUGGUCAAGGUAUUCUGUCACCAGUUGAAAGCCGAACAUUAUUACAACAUUUCCAAUAUCCUAAAAAGCCGUCUACAUCAUUUCUAUCCACAUCAUCAUCGGGCAUGCAUUCAAGACAAGAACAAAACUCACAUAUAACAGAUGCUUCCAUAUUUGAGUUGUCUCGACAAAGCUUACCUCUUUCUAUGUUUAGUUCGAAAGCAUCAUUGAAACGAUCUGAAUCAAAGAAUAAAUCACAAACAUGCUUAUCACAAGAUGGUACAGUUUGUUUAAAUCAGAAUGUCGCAGCUAAUGUGAUCAGUUCAAACAGUAAGAUUAUCUCCAGUGUUACAACUAAUACUAGUUGUACCAACUGUACUCCAUGCAAUCCUAAUCGAUCUUCCAGUUAUACGCGUAACAUACAAUGUGAAUCAAUUUUAAAAACAUUUUCACCACCUCCAGUAAUUCUACCAACACACAGUGGUCGACGUUAACCUAAUGAAUUAUCCAUGUUUAUUAUUUUGUGAUCUAUAUUUAUUUACUUCAAUUUCAUCUCUAUCAUUACGGCUUAUUUCAUUAUUUUUAAAUUAAGGCAUUUAGUUAUUUACUUGUUUUGUUAUCGGAUUUAGUAUUUGUCAUUUGUUUAUUAUUAUCAUCAUUUAUUUACUUUUUCUUCUUUUAACACCUAAGCGAUAAUAUUCUCAAUAUCCUUAUAAUUUUCAUCAUUGUUUUUUAUUAAUGAUAAAUACUUGUCUUUUUUGUUCAAGUUAUUGAAUUUGUUUUAUUGUGUAUUCACUAUUAAAUUUAGCUGUUGAUGGUAUUGUUACUACAACAACAACAACAACAACAACUACUACUACUACUACUAUUACCACUAAUAUUACUCCUAGUGAUAUUAUUAUUAUUAUCACUAUUAUCUUUAUUAUUACCUAUACUGGUAACAUUAUUCUAUUAAUAAAGAUUGAAAUCAGUUUCAUAAUUGUUUUUUUUUCUUAUGAAAGUUAAAUUUUUAAAAGUAGUGACAAUUUAUCUAAAAUUCUUUACACACUACUCCAAAGACAAGGAAUAUUUAAAGGUACAAUUGUUCAUAAUAUCUUCAUCAGAUUCUACGAUUAUAGAUUCAUAAUAAAUAUUAUUUCAAUGGAUAUUUAUGUUGUGCUUGAAUUAUACAGUAGUGAAUUAUUAUGUCGAUUACAAUCCAAGUGCAUAUAACAUGUGUCAUCUGUUAAGUUCCACGUUCAUGUAAGAAAA